Geodia barretti is the source of this 677-nucleotide messenger RNA. The record is from the annotation of a GenBank genome assembly. NCBI's taxonomy places the organism in Eukaryota, Metazoa, Porifera, Demospongiae, Tetractinellida, Geodiidae.
CAGCGCCGGCAAUCGCCUUCCGCCCAAGUCGACGUUUUUCUACCCGAAACUCCCCACCGGCCUGGUGAUCAACCAGCUUUCGGGGAGCAUCUAGACCGCGAGGUGACGCCAUGACCACAACCGCGCUGCCGACCCAAGCCGCCGCACCUGCGCGCCGCCGCUUCACGGUCGACGAAUACUGUGCGAUGGCCGACGCCGGCAUUUUGGGCGAAGAAGAGCGCAUCGAAUUGCUGGACGGAGAGAUAGUAGUAAUGCCCCCUAUCGGAGCGCCGCAUGAAGACGGCACGACACGGUUGAGCAGCGACCUCAUAACCCGAUUGCAAGGUCGCGCUUGGGUACGCGUGCAGAACUCGGUACGGAUCAACGAUUAUGGCCUGCCGGAACCGGACAUCGCCAUUGUCCGGCUGCGUGACGACUACCAUCGGCAGCGGCCCACCCCGGCCGAUGUGCUCCUGGUGACCGAGGUGUCCGACAGUUCCCUGGAAUACGACCGCGACGUGAAGCUCCCGCGCUACGCCGCUGCCGGCAUCCCCGAGGUAUGGAUCGCCAACGUGCCGGCGCGGCAGGUGGAAGCCUUCCACGACCCCGUGGAUGGUAUUUACCAGAGCAGUCGGGUAGUGCCGGCCGAAGGCAAACUCAGCCCCCGGGCUUUUCCCGACGUGGUGCUGACGGUGGGC